Messenger RNA from Chrysoperla carnea, 1551 nucleotides. RefSeq lists its product as uncharacterized. Lineage: Eukaryota; Metazoa; Arthropoda; Insecta; Neuroptera; Chrysopidae. The transcript is spliced from 4 exons. The coding region runs from base 76 to 1551 and encodes 491 amino acids. The record is from RefSeq and is a predicted model, not a curated record.
CCGGUAGUAUUAGUUCGGAAGAAAAAUGGAAGGUGGCGAUUUUGCGUAGAUUAUCGUCGUCUCAACGACAUCACGAUGAAGGAUGCAUAUCCUCUGCCACGGAUUGAUGAUAUUUUGGACACGUUGAGUGGGGCUAAGUAUUUCUCUACAAUUGAUAUGGCUAGUGGGUACUGGCAAUGUGAGGUCCAGGAAGAAGAUAAACCGAAGACAGCUUUUGUUACAACGGAGGGACUUCAUGAGUUCAAUGUAAUGCCCUUCGGCUUAUGCAAUGCUCCAGGCACGUACCAGAGGUUAAUGGAUUUAACACUAGCGGAUCUUCAAUGGAAAACGAGCCUGAUCUAUUUGGACGAUGUAAUUAUCCUGGGAAAUGACUUUGGGCAACAUUUGGAUAUUUUAAGGGAAGUGUUCGAAAGAAUUCGGGCUGCAAAGUUGAAAAUAAAUCCAGAAAAGUGUCAAUUAUUAAGGGAAUACGUACAAUUUCUGGGCCAUAUUGUUUCUGCGGAGGGGGUGAAAACGGAUCCGCAGAAGGUUGCAGCUGUAAAGAAUUGGGCGACACCAUCAAAUGUGGACGAAUUACGGUCUUUUAUAGGAACGGCUUCCUAUUAUCGGAGAUUUAUAAAAAAUUUCGCGACGACAGCAGCUCCACUGCAUAAUCUAACAAAAAAAGAGCAGAAGUUUAUCUGGGACACAUAUUGUGAAAACGCGUUCAGGGAACUAAAAGGCAAAUUAAUAAGCGCACUUAUUCUGGCAUAUUCUCUCAAGGAUUCCCUAUACGACACAAAGUCUACAACUCCGGGCGGUGAUACAACAUACAUACCCAUGAUCCAAAACCCAACAGCCAAAACAUAUUUACUAAAAAUUUACAAUCAAAUAUGGAAUGAACACCUAAUACCCGAAGAAUGGAAACAAGCUGUUAUAAUUCCAAUACAAAAACCAAAUAAAAAUGACUUAGAAAAAGCUUUUGAUCGAACGAACAAGUCAAAAAUCUUACAUCAAUUACAUUUAUGGGGUUUACGAGGCAAUAUACCCUUAUUCAUUCAAACCUUUCUAACAACCAGCACCAGGACAUUCACGGUAAAAAUUUUAAAUCAAACAUCAAAUGUCCAUUCAUUGGGAAACGGUAUCCCACAAGACUCGGUAUUAUCUGCAACCUUAUUUAAUAUUGCCAUAAACGAUAUAGUCGAUCAAAUACUAAAACCAAUUAAAUCAAUAAUAUUUGCUGACGACAUUGUCAUUUACAUUGACACAGCAAACGAAACAUACGCUCAACAAUGUUUGCAAAAAGCAACUGAUAAUAUUAAUGAAUGGCACGAGAAAUGUGUGGAAUUUUUAUCGCCUCACAAGAAAAGAAAUGCACACGACCACGAUACAGAUGUGGUUGGAGAUUCAAAUAUUUCAAUCACGGAUGAUGAAAUAACUGCCAAGUUUGACGCGGAUUUUGAUACAAAUACUGAUUUCGAUGAAUUUCCCCUAAACUUAACUACAAUAGAUUGGGAAAAGAUUAUACCUGACGAAACAUCUAAAAACACGGAAAAAAGAUUAAAGGCAUGA